GCCCGGCGCAGCGCGAUGCGUCACGGCGUGCGGCGCGCGGUGUGGCCGGCGUGGGUGCGCGCGGCGGGGAGCGGGGUCCGGCCGCCGCCGCCCCGCGGGGACAUGGCCGAGCCGGGACCCGGCACCGGCCCCGGCCGAGCCCGGGAGGAGGAGCCGGGCCCCGCCGGCAAGGAGGAGGAGGCGGCGGCGCCCGCCCCUAAGAAGCGGCGGCUGGCGGGCGGCGAGCGGUACGUGCCGCCGCCGCGGAAGCUGAACCCCGGCGUGAGCUUCGGCGCCGAGCACUUCGCCGAGACCUCGUACUACUUCGAGGGCGGCCUGCGCAAGGUGCGCCCCUACUACUUCGACUUCCGCACCUACUGCAAGGGGCGCUGGGUGGGCCGCAGCCUCCUGCACGUCUUCAGCACCGAGUUCCGAGCGCAGCCCCUCGCCUAUUACCGCGCCGCCGCCCGCGCCGGCCGCCUGCGCCUCAACGAGGAGCCCGUGCGCGACCUGGACAUCGUGCUCAAGAACAACGACUUUCUCAGGAACACGGUGCACCGGCACGAGCCGCCGGUCACCGCCCAGCCCAUCCGCAUCCUGGCCGAGGACGAGGAGGUGGUGGUGGUGGACAAGCCCUCGUCCCUGCCCGUCCACCCCUGCGGCAGGUUCCGGCACAACACGGUCAUCUUCAUCCUGGGCAAGGAGCACGGCCUGCGGGAGCUGCACACCCUGCACCGCCUGGACCGCAUGACCUCGGGCGUGCUCAUGUUCGCCAAGACCGCGGCCGUGUCCAAGCGCAUCGACGAGCAGGUCCGGCAGAGGCAGCUGGAGAAGGAGUACGUCUGCCGGGUGGUGGGCGAGUUCCCGGAGCACGAGGUGCUCUGUGAGGAGCCCAUCCUGGUGGUUUCCUACAAGGUGGGCGUGUGCCGCGUGGAUCCCAAGGGGAAGCCCUGCCAAACGCUCUUCCGGAGGCUCAGCUACAACGGCAGCAGCAGCGUGGUGAGGUGCCUUCCGCGCACGGGCCGCACGCACCAGAUCCGCGUCCACCUGCAGUUCCUGGGCCACCCCAUUGUCAACGACCCCAUCUACAACAUGGCGGCCUGGGGCCCGCACAGGGGCAAGGGCGGGAAGAUCGGCAAGACGGACGAGGAGCUGCUGAAGGCGCUGGUGGAGGAGCAUCGUUCCAAACAGAGCCUGGAGGUCUUGGGUAUCGGGGAGGAGGACUUGAACUCCGCUCCUGAAAGUAAAGACUGCGGGAAUUCGGGUGACAGCACAACGUCUGCGGAGGCUGAUGCUGUAAAUGGGAGCUCCUGCCCUGCUGAGGACAAGAAGGAUCCGGAGAGGAGUGACCUAGAAGCUUUUCCACUGAACUCUGAUGUCAACCUGGAAACGCUUGACAAAGACAAAGAGCUCAGUUUGUGUGGGAAUCAGGAUGGGCAAACGGGGGAGAAGGGUUGGGAAGAGAAGGACCCUUUGUGUGUGGAGUGCAGGACGAGCAGGCGGGACCCGUCUCCCAAGGAGCUGGUGAUGUUCCUGCACGCCCUGCGCUACAAGGGCGCCGACUUUGAGUACUGCUCCAGCAUGCCCGAGUGGGCCACGGAGCACUGGCAGGAGUGACCAGGACACCCAGCACCUGCAGACACUGGGACAGGGACAGCAGCGUGCAGAGACCAAGGGUUGACCUGGCAUUUUGGUUGAGGUGAACAAAGUGUGCCUUGAGCUGGGCUGGGAGGGAUCAGUGGGGCUGGAGCAUCAUCCCACGUCUCACCGGUGCUGUGAAAGAUGAGCAGGGAAAUGAGGCUAAAACAGGAGUUUUGUGUUGCCCUUCAAUGAACUGGCAUUGAGGGCAACAAGGAACAAACUCUGCUCAGCACAGGCAGCUUUGCCUUCACCUCACUGGAUUCUGGAUCAAUUAUCCACAUGGAUAAUGAAGUGUAUGCACUAAAAGUCAAAAACUGAUCUUUCUUCCAGCCUGCUGUGUUCCUGUGUCUUACAGUAAGAGCUGCUGGAUGUUGUGUCAUAAAAAACCCUGUUUUUAUUGUAUUUUGUUGUCAGAUUGAUUUCAAAACAACAAGAUUGCUCCUGGGAACACUGUGAGGUAAAACCAGAACACUGUGAUCGGUUUUGUGCCUGCUGUUUGUCAGCAAGAUCCACUUGCCUUUGAAAUUACCAACAUUCCUUCACAUAAUUUCUUAAGUUAGUAGAUCUGGGUGCAGAUAUUGGGCCUGGUUUUGGAGGUACUGUUCCCCAGAUCUUGUCUUGAAGAGAUUUUUUUAAUGUCACUUCAGUGUGACAGCCAGCUUUCAAGAAAAACAAAAGCAGUUUUUUGAAGCAGAAGACUUCUUUUAAAAUAAUUUUAUAAGAAUGAUUAAUAUCACCAUAGUUCUUACUUUCAUUAGUGUUUACACAGUUGAUUCCUGGCUUCUGGGAGGGUUUUUGUAUUAAUUUUGGAGGUCUCAGGGUGGCCAGCCCACAGGAAUUAGUACCUUCCUCCUAAAAUCACUUGAUGAUGUCACCAGGGUCAGGACACAGCUACCAAAUCACAAUAAACCAUUGCUUGCUUCCAGUAGCCCACAGGAGCCAAGUGAUGUCUUUCUCUGCUGGAUCAUCCAGCUGAUGUUGAAUAUUUCCAUAAAAAUUCACUCAGGUUUGAGUUUUGCUCUUCCAUAUCCUGCCAUUGGUUUCGUGAUUCUAAUUUAAUUCCAGAUAUUUAGAGAGGUGAUGCUAAAAAUCAGCGUUAGCCGAAUUUUUGAUGCAUUGGAAUACACCUUUCAUGGAAAUAAAUGGAACUUGGGCACCUUCAGUGUAUGAAAAAGGGUGGCUGGAGCUGUUACUGGAUUUGGAUGCAGGGGAAUGGGGGUAGAUUUAGGGAUGACAGUUAAAUUAAGCUUUCAGGUGUCCCAAGUUAUGCUGGGAGGUUUUUGGUAAGAAAUUUCUGUAACAAAAAAAAGUCUGUCAGGGAUUUUCCUGACUGACCUUGGGGCCAAAGGGCCUGAUGAGGAGCUGGAGCUCAGCACUGCUUUUUCCUCUUUUCCUGGAAUAAAUGGCUGCAGUUGGCAACUUUAAUUUCCUGGUCAAGAAACUCCUGGGCUUCUGUUUCCAAGAUUCUUUGAACAAGGAAGAUUUGGGAUUUAUUUCACAAGGC
Molecule: messenger RNA, 3124 nt
Organism: Motacilla alba alba
Lineage: Eukaryota; Metazoa; Chordata; Aves; Passeriformes; Motacillidae
Gene: RPUSD2
Product: RNA pseudouridine synthase domain containing 2
Exons: 3
Coding region: 16-1596 (526 amino acids)
Biological process (GO): pseudouridine synthesis
Molecular function (GO): pseudouridine synthase activity; RNA binding
Source: RefSeq, a predicted model, not a curated record